AAGGACAUAUUAUAGAUUAGAUAGAGGUCUCGCCUCUCUAAUCGAGCCGCAUCCUCUCUCUCUCGCUCUCUCAUCUCCGUCAAGACAUAUUCAAAUCGAGAUCUAAACCCUAGAAGGUCUCCAGUUCUCAUCGCAUCUCUCCUUAGAACACCAUGGGCGGCGAAGACAAUACCAUCGGUUUUAUGAGCUUUAAGCUGACACUGGUGUUCUGGAACAUAGAUGACUACCCAAUCCCUGUAGAUAAAUUUGAUGCUAUUAUGGGUGAUAUUCCAAAAGCUCUUAGUAUAAUGGGCUUUCGUGAUGGGUUUAUGAGUGUGUGGCUGUAUUCUGAGCAACUCAACUACGACAAAAGAGAGUUAUGCGAGGCCGAAGUAAUCUCCACCUACUCAUCCCCCAAUGGUGGGUCUGAAUCAGCGAUACAUUGCAAAGUGCCGUCCAUGACUUUCUAUAUGAUUCGUUACGCAUCAAUGACCGGACCAGGACCUGUAAAUCUUUUUGUUAUCGCAAAACCAGAAAGGGAGCUAAAUAGGGUUCUGCAGUGUCUGAAAUCGAGGCGUCACAAUGUUCUUAUAGUAAAGCCACCGCCGCCUGGUGAAGAGUUUAUCUUUAGUCUAGACUCUCUACUUGAGAAUUCACGUUUUUUAGGUGGAGGAAAGCCUAGACGCAAAGAAUUAUAUAGUCAUUUUGCGGAGGAGUAUGAUGACUACCAAGAAAGGUUUGUAAAGAUCAAACAAGAUGUCUCCAAGACUGUAGAUUUCUCUGAGCGUAUCCCAACCGUCAGAGGGGGUAGGACAGCCGUCUUUUGGGAUGCCGUGGAUUGCCCAUUCCCUCCUUCUUUCACCCCUGAUGAGAUCUACCGCUCUAUCAAGUCAGCUCUUGUGGCAAAGCAGUUUAGUAAAAAGAAUAUUACAAUCUGGGCCUAUCUUGAUGAUGAUGAUGACGACAAGAAAGGGUCUUCGAGGGAUGCCUUACUGCGUGGUGACAAGACGUGGGCUUCAAGAAUCUACUUUCUUCCCGCAGGGGAUAAAGCCGCGAGACGUAUCAGAAUGUUGAAUGACAUGUAUUUAUGGGAAAGGGACACUCGUUGUACUGGAACGAGUUUGGUCCUUUUCGCAGAUCAUUUCAAAGAUGACGCCUACUACACCCACAUGCUUGAACUAUUGCAUGACAUGCGUUACGAUGUUAUCUUUGUCACUCCCACUCCGGACAUCAGCAAUCCAGACACUCCCGAAUGGCCGCUAUUGCUACUAGAUAAAGGAGCAGCCUGGUUUGCUGAUGAUGAUGAAACAAGCCAAAUGCAUCAUGAAGCCGAACAAGAAACACCUGAGAAGCUUCCAAUUACGAGUGACAUCAGGGUUGAUGAUCUAACAAGCGAAAGCUCUCAAGAUUCUGAGCCCGAAGAGAUGCAGACUGACGAAUUUAACUUUGACACAUCAGGGUUGCUUAUAGAGGAAGGACCUGCCUGGGAAAACGAUGCCGUCGAAGAAGAUUCACCUGACGACCUUCCCGUGUAUCGCUGGGAUCCUGCUAUUCGGAUGUACAGACUUAAAAGCAUGUUCCCCAAAAAGAAGCAUCAACCCCAGGCGGCGCCAGAUGAAGAAACGCCUCAGAAACUUGCCACGCAUGGCCAUUAAACUACGGUUUAGCCAAUUAAAGAUUAAUUGUGCCUUUUUGUAAUAACCAAGUUUUAGCGUUUGCGUUUUUGAUCUGCAUUCGGUGAUUCACUCAGGUUGUAGAAAGAUAGUGAUUCAUGAUGAAUUGCAUAUAGAACAGAGGCUUGACCUAACAAAUCCAAAGUAAAUUUGACUCUGUAGCUGAUUCAAAUGAUUUGCAUUA
Messenger RNA from Raphanus sativus (radish), 1836 nucleotides. RefSeq lists its product as uncharacterized. Gene Ontology annotation, cellular component: peroxisome. Gene Ontology annotation, biological process: regulation of gene expression. The transcript is spliced from 5 exons. The record is from RefSeq and is a predicted model, not a curated record. The coding region runs from base 153 to 1634 and encodes 493 amino acids. NCBI's taxonomy places the organism in Eukaryota, Viridiplantae, Streptophyta, Magnoliopsida, Brassicales, Brassicaceae. Gene Ontology annotation, molecular function: RNA nuclease activity.